AUGCGUUUCGCUACCUUCACCGCUGCCCUCUUCGCCGGCCUGGCCGUUGCCCUGCCCAACGCCGACGUCCAGACCGUCUACGAGACCCUGGAUGUGACCAUCACCUCCUGCGGCCCCUCCGUCACCGACUGCCCGGCCAGCAGCCACGCUGCCACUGUCCCUGCCGCCGCCGUGACUUCCGGUGCUUCUGCCCCCAACGGCGUCUCCCCCGUUGAGACCUCUGUUGCCUCGGUGCCUGUCGCCUCGGCCCAUGCUUCUUCUGCCCCUGCCUCCGUUCCCAGCGGUGUCGGUGCCGUCGGCACCUCUGGCUCUGGCUCUGGCUCUGGCUCUGGUGUCAGCAUCUCCGUCAUCGCCGUCACCACCUGCGUGCCCACCGUCACCUACUCGACCAUCACCCUGACUCCUACCGCCACUCCCUCCUCCAGCGGUGUUCCCACCGGUGUCGCUGCCAUCGGUAGCUCUACCCCUGCCAGCAGCAACGGAACUGCCUCCUCCUCGUCUUCCGUCCCCGUGUACACCGGUGCUGCUUCCUCCAUCGGUGGCUCCUUCAUCUUCGCCGGUGCUGCCGCCGCCGCCGCCCUGAUCCUGGCUUAA
Penicilliopsis zonata CBS 506.65 is the source of this 594-nucleotide messenger RNA. RefSeq lists its product as hypothetical. Lineage: Eukaryota; Fungi; Ascomycota; Eurotiomycetes; Eurotiales; Aspergillaceae. The record is from RefSeq and is a predicted model, not a curated record. The coding region runs from base 1 to 594 and encodes 197 amino acids. The transcript is spliced from 2 exons.